AUGGAAAGGAUCUUCAACGCCAAGAGGUGUCCAGAUGAGAACAGGUUGGCAUUCACGGAAUAUUUGUUGACUGGGGAGGCCAGCCACUGGUGGGCGAGCAUGAAGACCAUCCUGACCGACGCUCAUGCCCCCAUCACUUGGGAAGUUUUCAGGAACAAAUUUUACGAAGAGUAUUUCCCAGACAGUGUUCGCUACGCCAAGGAAGUGGAGUUUCUUCAGUUGGUACAAGGGGGAAAGUCAGUAUCGGAAUACACCAACACUUUCAAGCAGUUAUUGCGGUUCAACACUAUGGCCACGAGUGAAGAGUGGCAGUGUAGGAAGUUUGAAAAUGGGUUAAGGAGCGACCUGAAGGUGUUGAUCUCCAGUUUGUGUAUUCGGUCAUUUCCUGCCAUGGUGGAGAGAGCCAAAGUACUGGAGAAGAACAUGGCAGAGGUGGAACGACAAAAGAAGCAGCAACAGGGAGUUAGAGGACCGAUCGUAUCCAGGGGAAAUGCUAAUGUGAGAAGCACUCCUUACACUCGUCCAGGUCAAUCAUCCAAUGCAAGUGGAUCUCGAGCGCUGGUCACUACCGGACAGUCUGGGCAGCAAGGAAACGUUACUUGUUUCCAGUGUGGAGGACCACACUACCGUUCAUCUUGCCCACAGCUGAUGGGAGGUAAAUUCUGCACUCGAUGUAGAAGAAAUGUGCAUUUGGAGAGUGAGUGUAACAUGGGUGGGCGCGCUGUGAUGAGACCACCGAAUGCUGGGAGGAAUCAAACAAGAGGAGGUGGACGAGCCCAAGCUGUCGGGCGUGUGUAUGCUUUGACUGGUGCGGAGGCAGCAAGCUCAGAUUGUGGUGAUAAGAGGUUAGUUUUCCCUGAAGAUGGUGAAGAAGAAUUGUCUGUAACGCUCGGUCAGUUGAAGGAAGACAUAAUGGAAGGGGCCAGCUGUUUCCUGAUUAUGACACACGAAGAUCAGGAAUUCAGAAGUUUGGAACAAGAACGGUCGUCCAGUAGCUACACUAAAGGACGAUCGGUAGUAGAUGAAUUCCUGGACGUUUUUCCGGAAGAAAUACCUGGGCUUCCCCCUCCUCGUGAAGUUGAAUUCACCAUUGAUUUGGUGACGACGGCAGCGCCCAUCUCAGUUCAGCCUUAUAGGAUGUCGCCUGCGGAAUUGACUGAGCUUAAGACGCAGAUUGAAGAGCUGAUGGACAAACAGUUCAUCAGGCCGAGCGUAUCACCCUGGGGAGCGCCUGUUCUGUUGGUAAAGAAGAAAGAUGGCAGCUCUCGACUAUGCAUUGACUAUAGACAAUUGAACAAGCUGACCAUCAAGAACAAAUAUCCCCUGCCUCGAAUUGACGACCUGUUAGAUCAGUUACAUGGUGCGAGCGUGUUUUCAAAGAUAGAUUUGAGAUCAGGUUACCACCAGAUUCGAGUCAAAGAAGAAGACAUCCAGAAGACUGCUUUCAGGUCUCGUUACGGACACUACGAGUACGUAGUGAUGCCGUUCGGUGUGACGAACGCACCAGCAAUCUUCAUGGAUUAUAUGAAUCGGAUAUUCAGACUUUAUUUGGACAAGUUUGUGGUCGUCUUCAUAGAUGAUAUUCUCAUCUAUUCCAAGACCUUGGACGAACAUGAGGAACAUCUUAGAAUCGUACUUGGAGUGUUACGAGAGAAGGAGUUAUAUGCCAAAUUAACUAAAUGUGAAUUCUAG
This is a messenger RNA of Vigna angularis (adzuki bean), 1692 nucleotides long. RefSeq lists its product as uncharacterized. Bases 1 to 1692 code for a protein of 563 amino acids. The transcript has 2 exons. The record is from RefSeq and is a predicted model, not a curated record. NCBI's taxonomy places the organism in Eukaryota, Viridiplantae, Streptophyta, Magnoliopsida, Fabales, Fabaceae.